Messenger RNA from Gongylonema pulchrum, 888 nucleotides. The record is from the annotation of a GenBank genome assembly. NCBI's taxonomy places the organism in Eukaryota, Metazoa, Nematoda, Chromadorea, Rhabditida, Gongylonematidae.
AUGCGUGGAGAAGCAGGGCUGAUGCAUUUCGAGCAAUCUGUAGGGAGCGCUUCUUUGGACGAACGUGCGCAUCACAGAGCUUCAAAAGCCAAAAAUAUCCGCAACAUUAAAGUGACCGGUUUCGAAGGACAAUACGCUAAUCUUCCAAAAAAAGAACACAUGUUCGAGUAUCCGAACGAACUGCACAUUUACUCAUUCGAAAGCGGCUGGUGGCUUCUGGAUGGUGGCUCAGUUGCGCCCGUAUUAGCUCUAGGCUUAACCGGAGAGGAAGAAGUUUUGGAUAUGUGUGCGGCGCCUGGUGGUAAAAGUCUGCUCAUUGUACAGACUGAUUUGAUGGGUAGGAUUUUACAUUUUAAAAUGCUUUUCGUUUUUUUUUUGCUUGAGAAAGAUCGAAUUCCGUUAGCAGCACAUAUACCAAUUGCUGGUCGAUUGACUUGCAAUGAUAAUAAGCAGAGCAGAUUGGGACAGCUUCAUCGUGCUCUGGGCCAAUACAUCCCAACAAAUACAGAUGUUGCUGAUCGUGUGAUACUGAAAAGGAAGGAUGCCUCAGUGCUGGACACCUGGGAUGAGUGUUCCCAGUAUGAUAAGGUUUUGGUGGACGUGCCGUGUACCUCUGAUCGUCUUUCCGUGAAUCGAGACGAUGGUAACCUCUAUUCUACACAGUUGACGGAGCAGCGCUUGAACUUGCCUCAAGUGCAAACACGAAUGCUCGUCAACGCGCUACGUUCAGUUCGAGUUGGUGGCUGUGUUGUCUAUUCAACGUGUGCUCUGUCACCGGUACAAAAUGAAGCUGUUGUUGAAAAUGGCGUGGCAAUUGCAGAAGAGCAUUUUGGAAUCAGUGUACGCUUUUAUAUGUGUAUCAGUUUUGAUGCGUUUUGUGCUGCGUAA